This is a messenger RNA of Hibiscus syriacus, 1235 nucleotides long. RefSeq names its product floral homeotic protein AGAMOUS-like. NCBI's taxonomy places the organism in Eukaryota, Viridiplantae, Streptophyta, Magnoliopsida, Malvales, Malvaceae. Gene Ontology annotation, molecular function: RNA polymerase II cis-regulatory region sequence-specific DNA binding; DNA-binding transcription factor activity, RNA polymerase II-specific; protein dimerization activity. Bases 311 to 817 code for a protein of 168 amino acids. Gene Ontology annotation, biological process: positive regulation of transcription by RNA polymerase II. The record is from RefSeq and is a predicted model, not a curated record. Gene Ontology annotation, cellular component: nucleus. The transcript is spliced from 8 exons.
AUAAUUCAAAGAUUAGAAGAGGAAGAAGAAACGAAAAACAAAAUCCCCAAAACCAGAUACACGUACAACUAAAAAACUACAUAUAUUUGUAUUAAAAAUGGCAAAUUAAUUAGCUGGUUUUGUAAAUGGUGUUAAUAAGAAAAGGUGGCUAUUUACUUUUAUAAAUAGAAACCUCUCAUCUCUUCCAGCUUCCAUUUUCUUUCUGCUCAGAGAAAUAAUACCUCAAAAACCCAGUUUCCUUUUGUUGCUGUUCUUAGUUAAUUAUCAUACUUUCCCUCCUCUAUUUUCCUUUUCUCUCCAGUUAGCAACCAUGGUGUAUCCCAAUGAAUCCCAGGAGAACUCAAAGAAAAUGGGGAGGGGAAAGAUCGAGAUCAAGCGGAUCGAAAAUAACACCAAUCGUCAAGUUACCUUCUGCAAAAGGCGCAAUGGUUUGCUCAAAAAGGCCUAUGAAUUAUCAGUUCUUUGCGAUGCUGAAGUUGCUCUGAUCGUCUUCUCCAACCGCGGCCGCCUCUAUGAGUAUGCUAAUAACAGUGUAAAGCUACGAUUGAUAGGUACAAAAAAGCUUGUGAUUCCUCCCAUGCAGGGUCAGUUUCUGAAACAAAUACUCAGUUCUACCAGCAAGAAGCCGACAACUACGCAAUCAAAUCCGGAAUUUGCAGAAGACGAACAGGAUAUGCUAGGUGAGUCACUGCUUGGAUUGCCUAUGAAGGAGUUAAAGAGCUUGGAGUCUCGUUUAGAAAGAGGAAUUAGCAAAAUCCGUUCCAAAAAGAAUGAGCAGCUGUUUGCAGAAAUUGAGUAUAUGCAGAAAGGAGAAUGACUUGCAGAACAAUAACCAACUUCUCCGAGCAAGGAUAGCUGAGAAUGAGAGGAAGAUGCAGAACAUGAAUUUGAUGCCAGGAGGGUCUAACUUUGAGGCCAUGACUUAUCCGGCAAUGGACUCUCGAAACUACUUUCAAGUCAAUGCCUUACAACCCACUAAUCAUUUCCAACAACAGGACCAGAUGGCCAUUCAAUUAGUGUAAGCAUUUUUAAGGUUUCAGCAGCUGUUUCUGAGUAUUUUGUCAGAUGAAGGUAGCAGCAAGUACCCAGGAAAGGCUAUAAGGCAGGACCCUAGAAUUCUUCUGCCAUGGAUAUGUCGAGUGUGUUAAUGUAAGACUGAUAAAAAAAUGUUUGUUUUUCCAGACAAGAACUCCUUUUUCAUAAAUGCUUAGAGCAUGGACUUAUAAUUCUACAAA